CAGACUUUGUCCUCAAACAGAAACGUGGUGUCAGUCUAGUAGCGUGGUUCGCGUGUUUGGAUGGCGAUCAAGCGCUCUUGAUACGAUCAUGGCUCUGUCGUUCAGUUUUAGUAUAUUGGUAGCCUUUGUGGCUGCAACUUUUUGCAAUAAUCUAGUUGUAGAUUAUGUGUUCACAUACGACGAAGCCGGUCUACUUUAUAGGCUGUCGUUUGCUCUGCUGGCUCUUUGUACGCUCAUCGUGGCAAUGUUGGCUGUGGACCUGAAUUCUAAGUGGCCAGUGUCCAUCUACCACACCUACUCGUCCAUGAUUUGCCAAUACCUGCAAUCGCUGGGUUGUUCGAUUCUGAGCAAGAUUGCAUAUAAAAAACUGGAACUGAGCACAAAGAAUGUGAAAGUAACACAGGAGAAGCUUCUACUGAAGGAGCUGAGAAGGAGGAAAAACACCGAAUAUGGCAGGGAACACAAGUUUGCCACCAUCACAAACCGUCAGCAGUUUGUGGAACAGCACCCGCUCACAGAGUACAGCCACUAUGAGGAUCUUAUCAAGCGGACGGCGAGAGGAGAGGUGAACGUGAUGCUUCCAGAUCGGCCGAAAUUGCUCGGAGUCACUUCUGGCACGACCACCGGUCAUUCGAAGGCCAUCCCGGUCGACAGGGCUUACGUCGGACAAUUCUUCCUGAAGGGACUUCUCCCCGUGUUCAACGUGAUGAAGACCUACUUUCCGCAGAGCUACGGACUGCAGAAGUCGCUGCAGUUUACCUACUCGGCCCGUUGGCGCCUCUCAGAAGGCAACAUACCCGUCGGGCCCGCCUCGAAUCCUCACAGCACUGGCAUCGAUCGUCUGCAGGUUAACUACACGACCCCGGCAGCUGCCGCUUCCAUCACGACCGAACCAGAGGCACUCUACAUCCAUCUACUAUUCGGUCUGCUUGACCCCUAUGUAGAGAAACUUGAAGCAAAUUUUGCCUCCAUCGUCUACUAUGCAUUUGUGUCGCUGGAGAACAACUGGAGCGACCUUGUGACAGACAUCAGGCUGGGGAGAGUCAACCCUGAUCUGAACAUCACCGAUGAAACAAGGGCCGAACUCAAUAAGCUUCUGCGGCCGCACCCGUGCCGCGCGAUGCACCUGGCGUUGGAGUUUGAGCGUGGCUUCGUCGGCAUCGCGCGCCGCGUCUGGCACCAUGCGCUCGUCGUCGUCUGCGCAACGUCCGGCGCCAGCGCCACCUACGCGCGCGCGCUCGAGGAGCGAUACACGCGCGGCACGCCGCUCUACUCGCCCGCGUACGCCGCCACCGAGACACUCGUCGGACUCAACCUGUGGCCCAAGGAGGAGGAUCCGCACUAUGUGCUGGUGCCGAACAUCACUUUCUACGAGCUCAUCCCGCUAGAGGCGCAGGACCAGGAGCAGCCGAAAACCAUUUUUGCCGAACAGGCGAAGGUAGGUGAGAGCUAUGAACUUGUGAUCACCAACAUGAGCGGACUCUACCGCUACCGGUUUGGCGACAUUGUGAAGGUCGUUCGCUUCUUCAACGAGUGUCCAGUCAUCGAGUUUCUCUACAGGAAAGGACAGCUGCUCAACGUAAGAGGCGAGAAGACGAGUGAAGACUCAUUCUACCAAGCGUUGGUGCACUGCGCCUACAGGUGGCACCACUGUAAAGUUAUCGACUACACGUGCUGUGAGAGCGUGCUAAUGGACACACUUCAAGGCAACACCGACUCGUCCGUGCCGUACUACCUGGUGUUCGUCGAACUGGGAGGCGCCGAGGCGCGCAAACAUCUGAACAUCUCUACGGAACAAAAGCACAUGCUGGAUGACAUGCUACGUACGACAUCAUACGUCUACGAGUCGUACCGCAGCAAGGGCAGCAUCGGUCCGAUGUCGAUAAGCAUCGUGAAGCCAGGCAGCUUCCACGAGUUCCGCAGCCUCCUGCUCACCAGCACCCAGGCGUCGGCCAACCAGGUCAAGGUGCCGAGGGUUCUCCACCAGACCGCCUAUCUACAGUUUAUGUUGGAUCACGUAGUUGUCGCGUGAGGAUGCUGCGCCGUGGAAAUCGUGGAAACCAUGGAAACUGGAUACAAGCAAUCUCUCUCUGCUCAUCUGUACAAAUACACGUGUAACAGAGACCUGUACUAUAUAUAUAUAUAUAUAUAUAUAUAUUUCCUGUGUGGAGACCUGGCUGUAUGAAAAACGGAUACGCAUGGCCCAUGGCCGCAAGAACGCAGCGUUUGGACACACUGGACAUGCUGGGACCAAGAAGACCAUAGACGCACUGGCCGCAAGCAGCAAGCAUGCAGCUCCCCAACUAACAUCCUGCCGCGUUGAAAUAUUGUCUAUCGGAAUAAUGAAACUGCAAAAUUUUGUUUACUGCGAAUGGCGGAGGUAAUCUUGUUUUGUGGGACUGCGGCGACCGAGGUUCC
Priapulus caudatus is the source of this 2418-nucleotide messenger RNA. Its product is annotated as GH3 domain-containing protein-like. The transcript has 15 exons. Gene Ontology annotation, molecular function: acid-amino acid ligase activity. Bases 89 to 2032 code for a protein of 647 amino acids. The record is from RefSeq and is a predicted model, not a curated record. NCBI's taxonomy places the organism in Eukaryota, Metazoa, Priapulida, Priapulimorpha, Priapulimorphida, Priapulidae. Gene Ontology annotation, cellular component: cytoplasm.